This is a messenger RNA of Pygocentrus nattereri (red-bellied piranha), 2919 nucleotides long. RefSeq names its product fucosyltransferase 10 (gene pofut3). The record is from RefSeq and is a predicted model, not a curated record. Lineage: Eukaryota; Metazoa; Chordata; Actinopteri; Characiformes; Serrasalmidae. Gene Ontology annotation, molecular function: alpha-(1->3)-fucosyltransferase activity. Bases 177 to 1613 code for a protein of 478 amino acids. Gene Ontology annotation, cellular component: Golgi membrane. The transcript has 4 exons.
CUUAGACUGGGGUUCCUGAGCAGGAAGUUUGGAUGCAAAGAGUGGAAAAUGGCCGGACUGCAUCAGCACAAAACAUCCAGACUGAACAAAGUCCAGAGCAACAACGCGCUCUGCUCUGAAAUUUCAGCGCCAAACCUGCAGUGAAUCAUGAUUUUCAUCGCUCUGACUGUUUUUCUAUGAGCUGGAUUCUUAACAUGGCGAGACUUUCCGUCAGGAAACUCUUUGCUCUGUGCCUCUGCCUUUCAGCCUUCGUUUUUCUCAUUAUAACUUUUCAGGUUGUGGAGGAGCUGGGCCAGUUUGAGCUUGCAGCACACAGACUCCCCCUUAAGGAAAGAGAAGAGUUAACACAAAUCCAGCCCUUCCCAGACAGUGGUGUGCUCACUGAAGAGAAGUUAUCUGCUGCUUCUGAAGACUGGUACCCCUUUAUAGUGUGGUGGUCUCCACUGACCGGUGAGCUGGGGCGGCUUGGGGAGUGUGGCAACAACAGAUGCUUUUUCACCAUCAACAAAUCCUACCAUUCUCAUCCUUCUACACAUGCUUUCCUGUUUUAUGGUACAGAUCUCAACAUUGAGAGUCUCCCUCUACCAAGGAAGGAACACCACCACUGGGCUCUGUUCCAUGAGGAGUCUCCCAAGAACAACUACAAGCUCUUCCACAAACCCGUUGUCACCCUUUUCAACCACACAGCCACGUUCAGCCGCCUCUCCCACCUCCCACUCACCACCCAGCACCUGGAGAGCCUUCGACUGCUGACCUCCCACACGUUUCUGCUGCCCCUGGCUCAGAAGAACCACCUGAGACACACUCUGGCUCCUGUGGUCUACGUGCAGUCAGACUGUGAUCCGCCUUCAGAUCGAGACGUUUAUGUGCAGGAGCUGAUGAAGCAUAUCCAAGUGGACUCUUAUGGUCAGUGCAUGCACAACAAGGAUCUUCCAUCCCACUUGAGGGAUUCUACAGCCAUGGAGGAGCAGAGCUUCUACCAGGUUCUAGCCCAGUAUAAGUUCAUCCUAGCCUUUGAAAAUGCCAUUUGUGAUGACUACAUUACCGAGAAACUGUGGCGGCCACUCAAGCUAGGAGUGGUUCCUGUGUACUACGGAGCCCCUAAUGUUCACAUGUGGCUGCCGAGUAACAGGAGUGUCAUUGUCGUUGACCCUAAUGAACCCCCAGAGAAGCUGGCCCAGUAUUUGAAGAGGCUGGACAAGAAUGACUGGGAGUAUUUAACAUACUUGGAUUGGAAGCUGAAACAAGAGGUUUCUAACCAGAGACUUGUUACAGCACUGAAGGAGCGUAAGUGGGGCGUCCAGGACAUCACCCAGGAUAACUUCAUUGACGUCUUUGAGUGCAUGGUGUGUAACAGAGUCUGGGAGAACAUCAACAGACAAAAUGAGGGACUACCUUUGCGGCUCUGGCAGGCUGAGGGAGAUCAUCUGAGAUGCCCACCCCCGAAGCUAUUUGACUUCACUGUAGAUCCUCCCAGCAGCUCCUCACUGCGCCACCUUUGGAGAGCCAGUUAUGACCAGUCAGUGAAAGAGGCCAGAGCUCUGAGACGGCUAGCACUGAGGAACCGAAACUUCACUGUCACACAGUUCUGGAGUGAAGUCUUCAGUGACUGAAGAGUACUGCUUGCAGUGUGUAUGAGUGGGAUCAUUUAAACUCCUAAAUUUGGAGUUAGUAGAAUUUUCUGUUAAAUGAUGCAGUAUUAAUUAUGCACAUACAUAGACUGUACAUACAUAUGUCUAUGUAUGGCACCUUUUAUAGAAAGGAAAACAACUAUGAAAAGCAAGGAAAGGUGCAAGAAAUAAUGCUAAAUAUUCAAUCAAAUCUUUAAAUACUUUAAAUAUUGAAGAAAAUACUCUAAAUCUUUGGAACUGCCUGACCAUGAGCUUUUUUUAGAUACAUUUUUACUGGUGUUCCUGUUAUUUUUAGUGGUUGUGCAAAAACAGCAGCAGGUCUAAAGCAUCCAAAAUUAUAAAUAUUUAAAAGAAUAAAGAAGCUGCUUCUGGAAGGAGAUCAAUGAUCUUUUGUUAUAUUCGUAAGCAUAUUUUAGUAACAGUAGGUCAUAUUUAUUUAGCUUCUCAGAGUAAGAACACUAUGAAGGAUCGAUGAUCAGGUCUCAUCAGCCAAGGUAAGCCUUUUCAGUGCUGUAAAAAAGGCAUGAACUAAUCCUAGAUCAAUUUAUACAUUUUAAAUCUGAGGAAUUUGACAGAUAUGGGCCAGUGUUUUAUUCGAUAAAAAAAUAACCUACAUUAAAUAUGUAUAAUGUAUCUCAUGCAUCUAACUUUGGGUUUAUCUCAAGGUAGCACAAAAGUAAGCAUAAAUGUUUUCUUCCUGAUGCAACAGAGGCUAGACUAAACACAACCGAGCAGUCUUCACCUAUGAACUGAACCAGUUAUAUACAUGAAUCCACCAUAGAGAUCCUACUUAGUCAGUACUUAUGUUUAAGAUGUUAUCAAGCAGUAUUUGGGGAAAAAAAACUUUGCAGCUAUAAUCAUUCCAUAUUUUUUCAUUGUGCAUGAACAUGGUGCUGAUCUUUGACCACUCUCAAGCAGGGUUAUGAGGUAGAGGAAUAUGUAUUCAGUAUACAAAAAUGAAGAAUCUGUUUUCAAUCCACAUUACAUUGUGAAAGGGCAGCAUUCAGAAUACAGAUUAUUUUUAGGAGGACGUUUAGAUUACUUACCCACUAAAAUCUUAAACACUGUCAGUGCCUGUUUUUAAUUAUUAUUAACUGUUUUUAAACUGGUGCACAGUGUGUAGCUAACAUCAUUAGAUGGAUUCAAAAGAGGAAACCAACAAAUGGCUUGAUGCUGAAGUUUCUGGUAAAGCCUGAGUAGACUGAUAAACCAAUAUGAAGAUCAGUUUUUAAUGUCAGUGUUACUGAGCUCUGCUAAAGCCUGAGUAGACUGAUAAAUCAAUAUGAUG